Molecule: messenger RNA, 393 nt
Organism: Metarhizium brunneum ARSEF 3297
Lineage: Eukaryota; Fungi; Ascomycota; Sordariomycetes; Hypocreales; Clavicipitaceae
Biological process (GO): proton motive force-driven ATP synthesis
Molecular function (GO): proton-transporting ATP synthase activity, rotational mechanism
Source: RefSeq, a predicted model, not a curated record
AUGCUCAGCCAACUGUCCAGGGCCACGCGCGCCACCUCGGCCGUCCGCGCCGUCGCACGAGUUACCAGAGGCAAUGCUGUCCAGGCUCGAGGCUUCAUUGCCCCAACCGUCUCGAGGAAAGCCGACUUCGUCCAGGAUCUCUACCUGAAGGAGAUCAGGGCUUACAAGACCCCCGCCGUCAAGGAGUCCGACGCUGAUGGCCAAGUCCAGGCCUUCGCCAUGCCCAAGACCCCCGCCUCCCCCGAAGAGUCGGACCUCGCCAGCAAUCUGAAGGAGUACGAGAGCAUGGCCGUCGAGAUUGAAGGCCAGGAUGCCGCCCAGACUAGCCAGAGCGGUUCCGCCGCCCUCCCCGACUGGCUCGAGGCCGAGGAGGAAGACGAGGCCGCCCACUAG